This is a messenger RNA of Toxorhynchites rutilus septentrionalis, 2991 nucleotides long. Its product is annotated as major facilitator superfamily domain-containing protein 1-like. Gene Ontology annotation, biological process: transmembrane transport. The transcript is spliced from 7 exons. Gene Ontology annotation, molecular function: transmembrane transporter activity. Gene Ontology annotation, cellular component: lysosome. The record is from RefSeq and is a predicted model, not a curated record. The coding region runs from base 414 to 2084 and encodes 556 amino acids. NCBI's taxonomy places the organism in Eukaryota, Metazoa, Arthropoda, Insecta, Diptera, Culicidae.
CAUUGUUUUCGACAUGUUGCAAUAGCCCUAUGAUUCAUUCGCUUGUUCUGCUUGUUCCAAUUUCGCUUGUCCAUUGAUUCAAUCCGACAUAAGGAAAUAGCAGUUCACCUGUGACAUUUAGCGCGGGUGUGUUAUGAUCGGUUGUGUUUUCAUGUGUUUUAUUAUUUAUUGACGAAAUAUUGUUUACAAGUAUGUGCUCGUAAUAUAUUCCCCGAUCUAUCACGGAUCGAAGUGCGUUUACAGCAAGUUCAAUUGCCUCGCGCAACGACAUCGAAGGAUUUUCAGCCGAGGAAUUCCAAAAACAACCCAAAGUGCAGUGAGGAGGGGGGAUCAGAAAGCUGUUGGCGUUUGAAGCGAACGGAAGCAGGACGGAUUAAACAUUUUGUUGAACAUUGGGGAAGCAGCUGGGAGGAAUGCCACGAUUGUACGACGACGACGAUGAAGCGCGGAGGCCGAUCCUGCAGCCAGAUACGGACACCGAGGAGUCACCGACGGGGCGUAUCGUCCGGCAGAGUGACGAUGAUGAGUUGAGUCAGCAAGUGUCGGGAUGCGGAGCGAGUGUCUGUUGCAAUCCUACCUCGGCCGUACAUCGGUUUAUGGCCCUAAUCUUUAUGUGCCUCGUCGGGUUCGGAUCGUACUUCUGCUAUGAUAACCCGGGUGCACUCCAGGACAAGUUCAAGUCCGAUUUGGAUCUAUCGACGACUCAGUUUGUGUGGCUUUACUCGAUUUACUCGUGGCCAAACGUGAUUCUCUGUUUUAUCGGAGGAUUUUUGAUCGAUCGUGUGUUUGGAAUUCGCCUCGGAACGAUCAUUUACAUGUUCAUACUGUUGAUUGGACAGCUAAUUUUCGCCACCGGGGGAUUGAUAAACCAAUUUUGGUUGAUGAUAGUUGGCCGAUUUCUUUUCGGUAUCGGAGCUGAAUCUUUGGCUGUGGCCCAGAACAAUUAUGCCGUACUAUGGUUCAAAGGGAAGGAACUCAACAUGGUGUUCGGACUGCAGCUUUCAUUCGCUCGUGUUGGCAGCACGGUAAAUUUCCUCGUGAUGGUCCCAGUGUACAACUACGUGAGAAGCCUCGGCUACAAGGGGAAUCAGUGCACCGGCGUGGUGCUUCUGCUCGCAACGUUAACAUGUGUGAUGUCGAUGCUAUGCGCAUUGAUCCUAGGCUGGAUGGACAAACGGGCUGCCCGAAUUUUACGAAGAAACGAUAACCCGCCGAAUGGAGAGGUGGCAAAACUAUCCGACAUCAAAACGUUCAAAAUCACCUUCUGGAUGGUGACGGUCAUUUGCGUGGCUUAUUAUGUGGCCAUCUUCCCAUUCAUUGCCCUGGGAAAGGUGUUCUUCAUGCGGAAGUUUGAUUACUCCCCGGAGGAUGCCAACACGGUGAAUUCCAUCGUGUACAUUGUGGCGGGUGUUGCGAGUCCGUUGUUCGGAUUGAUCGUUGACCGCACCGGAAAAAAUGUCCUGUGGGUGUUUUUGUCGAUUGUGGUUACCAUAAUAGCGCACGGUCUGCUCACGUUUACAUUCUACAGUCCGUACAUUGCAAUGGUUACGAUGGGAAUGGCCUACUCGAUGUUGGCGAGUAGUUUGUGGCCCCUUGUGGCUCUCAUUGUGCCCGAGUAUCAGUUAGGAACUGCGUACGGAAUCUGUCAGUCAGUGCAGAAUCUCGGUCUUGCCGUGAUUUCCAUGAUGUCUGGAUUAAUCGUCGAUAAGGGCGGCUAUUUUAUGCUGGAAAUCUUCUUCAUCGGUUGGCUAGUCAUUUCACUUUUGGCAACAAUUGUUAUCUGGUUGUUUGAUGCGAACAAUAACGGAACACUCAACAUGUCUCCAGCCGAACGAGAACUUUACACUAGCAAACUCCUUAUUGAGAAAAACAAACGGACCACGGCAGCUGGUUUGUCGGUGGAUCACGUCGAACCGGUCGCCCCAACGGGUUCUCUCAACAGUGAUGAACAGCAGCAGCAGCAGCAGCAGCAGGAACGGCAACAAUUCCCGCAGCCCACCCAGGAAUCCAUCCGCAAUCGAUACUUGAACCGUGUGCUGGACAAUGUUACCACCGCUAGCGAUUCGGAGCCGUUGAUCGAGUGAAGGGAUUCCCACUCCGACGGUUUGGUGAGACAAAAAAAAAAUAACAAGUAUUAGCGAAUAAUGAAGGCUCGAGACAUUCCUCGGAAAUAUUCAUUGUUUCUUGUAUAUGUGAUUUGCUUGUUCUAGUUUUUGUGUUGGAAAACGAUUUUAGCAUUCUUUUAAAUGGAUUUAAAAACCAUCUCUGAGUGUUGUAUGUGUUAGGAAUAGCGAAAGAUUUGUUAAAUUUAGCACAAAUUGAGGCGAAUGGCGGAAGUGAGGAAUAUUAUCUAUCGGAGAACACAAUCUUGUUAUAGCGUGCAGGAAUUUGUUUUAUUAUUUUUACAGUGAAAUGUGAAUCGAAUUUAGGGCUGCAUUUGGAGAAACAUUUUUAACAUUUGAAAAGAUGAAGCAGAUGUUUCUUGCUUGUUAUUCACAAUAUUGUGUGUAUUUCAUCAUUUUUAAGAUCUAUCAUAUGUUAGCGAUGUGUAUAUUUUAGAUUUGUUCAAAUUAAACAAAAUAGGAAAACUAUAAUCGAUGUAUUUACUCGGGAUCUCAUAUGUUAAAGAGAGCUGGUGAAGAGGCUUCGCUGAGACCGAAAAAGGCGUUUGCUAUCACAGCAAUAUUCCAAUCAAAACCAUAAAUAUGGAAGAUGUUAAUCUCGCGCAUUUGUGUCUUACACUGAAAGACAGUAGCUAUAGACUUUAUGAGAGGGUAUUGACAUUCUAAAAUUGACUAAUCCCACACAAAUAAAGGCAACAAAUAAACACGUCAUAACGUACACAUAUCCGAAGAUAAAUAAUAGCAAAUAUAUAAACAGAUCACUUGUUGUACUGAUUGCCAAAUUUUUAUGAUGAAUGUAUAACAAAUCGCAAACAAAAAGUUACUCAAAACGGAUAAUAAAUAAUAUAUAUGUGAAAUGUGUCACACA